Messenger RNA from Fonticula alba, 2148 nucleotides. RefSeq lists its product as hypothetical. Lineage: Eukaryota; Rotosphaerida; Fonticulaceae. The record is from RefSeq and is a predicted model, not a curated record. The transcript is spliced from 6 exons. The coding region runs from base 1 to 2148 and encodes 715 amino acids.
AUGGGGGCCUGCUGGAGCGGGCUCUGCGGGCCAUCGGCCACGGAUGAUGAGCAGCAGCGGCUCAUCAAUGACAACCAGCCGACCGAGCCGCAGGUCGACUGGGCCAAGAUCGCAGCGGACUAUGCCCUGUCUCGGCGCCUUCCCCGGCCGCCGCGGCAGCCGUCGGUCCUGGUGUCGGUGACCUACGCCGAUAGUGUGCUGGCGCUCUCGGUGCACAUGGCCAGCCGCCUGCCGCAGCUGGCCCCGGACGCGCCGUUCCCCCUGUACUCCUUCCACUUGACCCUGCUGCCGGACCCCUCGUUCCUGGAUCACACCUCCAAGCCGUCGGUCCACCGGAGCAAGACAUCGCCGCCGCUGCCGCACCGGAGCUCCGGCGGCAACAUCACCGGCAAGAUUGAUGUCCAGUUCGAUGAAACCUUCAUCUGGCGGCUGGAUGCGCUGUGCCCGCCGGGGGCCUCGCCCGACGACCGGGCCACCCUCCUGCCGACCAACCUCGAGACCACGGUCUUCAUUGCCUUGCACUUCCAAUCGGACGGCUCGGACAAUGCCUCGCAGGUGGUCGGCCAUUGCCUGUACCCGAUUCACGCGCUGCUGCCCAAGAAGCCGCCCAAGUCCACCAGCAAGCCGCACGACCUGGUCGAGCCGCGGUGGAUUGUCAUGGACCCGGCCCCGGCGGCGGUGCCGAUUUCCCAGCCGCCGGGCCUGACCGGGACCCUCGGGGCGCAUGGCGACACGCUGGCCGGCCAGCCUGCCUCGCUGCCCUCCUCGUCCGGGUCCUCGCUGUCGCCUGCCUCGCUGCCCUCCUCGUCCGGGUCCUCGCUGUCGGUCGGCUCGCUGCCCGGGCUGUCGCUGCUGGGGACCCGGCGGCGGCCGGCCGCCGUGGCCCCCCAACGGGCCGGCCCGAUUGCCUAUGCCAAGCUGCGCUUUGAGGGGAUGGACACCGGCACUCCGGUCGUUCUGAUUGAGGAGGCGCGCGUGACCAAUCCCGAGUCCAUCGAGGCCGACUCGCCGCUUGAUUUUUAUGUUAAGAUUUACGCCGUGCCGGAUGACAAAAAGCGCACGAAGCAAAAGACCACCGUCAAGAAGGGCUCCUACGCGCCAUACUUCCACGAGCCCUUGCGCUUGAUUCCCCCCUCGAAAGGCACCCCGGUCAGCGUGCUGCAGGUGAUCCUCUGCCAUGCGAAUAAGAUGCGCCAUCGGAAUUUGGCCGAUGUGAUCAUCGACAUCCCGGCGGCCCUGGCCGACCAGCAGGCUGGCCGGUGGGACGGGUGGCUGCCACUGGAGCUGGCCCCCGCGGCGCCGGGGUCCCCGUACACGCCGUAUGCCUGGCCACGGGCCGCCGAGGGGGCCGCCAUGUCGAGCCCGCGGCCCCCGGGCCACCUGCGCAUCCCGGCGGCCGACCAGGCGGCCGCUCCAUCGGCAUCCGGCACGCUGGUCGGCUCGCCGGCCGGGGCAUCUGGCAUGGCCGGCGGAACGGCGGCCCUUUCGCCGGGGCCCGGGGCCGGGGCCAGCCUCUCGUCCCCGGACCGGCUGGGAGUCACCUACCACGUGCCGGGGGGCGCUGCGGGCCCGAGCAGCCCGACGGCCGGCUCGCGGGGGCCGGUCUCGCCCGGCGGCCCGAGGACCCCGGUGGGCGCGGCGCAGCCGGCCAUCUCGACGCCGGCCUCGGCCCCGGGCACCGAGGGGGGGAUGAUCAUCCACCUGGAGGUGGACGACUCGCAGGAGCUGGACUCCGCACUGGAUGUGGACUUCUCCCCGUCGGGCGGGCAGUCGCGCGGCGGCACAUUGGACUCCAACUGGUCCAGCUUCACGUCGAACUUCACAGCCACCCUUGGCGGGUCGCGCGGCGGCAGCACCGGCGGCCGGGCAUCGUGGCGCCGGCGCGACGCGUCGCCGGACCCCCGGGGGUCGGGCACCCUCACCGAUGUCGAGUCGCUGGCCGUGCAGGAGGACCCCCAUGAGGAUACCUUUGUUUCUCUGGCGGCCGAGGGGGGCGCCAGCUCGCCCGGGUAUGCCGGGACCUUUGCCAGCAUCGCCUCCUCGCACUUUGGAACCGUCGGCCUGACGGCCGAGGAAAAGCGCCGGGCCGAGGACCUGCGCCGUGACGACCUCCUGGUAGAUGACAUGUCGGAGGAGGAUGACUUUUGA